AUGGCAAGCGCGGCGCCCACGUGGAAGCAUCCUCCAUCCAUGUCCCUUGCAGCCUGUGCGAAUCCCGGGCUCCAGGGCACCUGUUCAGUGCUUGAGAAGCGUGGUCCUGGUCAGCAGCUUGCUCUGUUUCAACUGCCUGAUGAGAAUGUGGUAUGUGUUCAGAAGUGUGGGUCAGACCAAGUGGUGAUGGUCAUCUUCUUGUUCUGUGUGAAUAUUGGAGAUCAAGGGAAAGUGAUGACUGUUUUUGUGAGACUGCAGGGUUUGAUGUAUUUCAAGGGAGUGAGAAGACCAGAGCUGCUGUUGCAGAAGCCCCCAAGGCCUCCGCCAACGCUGCUACCGCAGCCAACCCCCUGGUGCCCAGAGCCAAUGUUGAUACCUCCACCAGAGCACAGGAAGGGCCAGAGCGCGGGAGGAAACACUGCUACUGUCUCCCUCUUCUGGACACCAGAGCCACCUGCCGCCGCCGCCACGUGCAGAGCACAAGAGCCAAAGCCGCCAUCGCCCUUCUCAGCGAUUAAGGAGCCCCCGCCGGCAUCACCUAAUCGCUGGAGCCACGACACCACUGUCUUGGACUCCAGGAACAGGAGCCGCUGCCAGAGCACAGGAGCCACUGAUCUCUGGAGCCACGGCCGCCUCCGUGAGUUCAGAGUUGCGCAGGACAGGACCCAAGCCAAAAGGACGCUGCGCAAGGCUUGGCCAUGGCUCCCGCAGGUUAGGCGGCGGGAAGGACAGCCUCCGUCACUCCCACCGCGAGUUCACCUGCGCAUUCCUGGCUGCUCCCCCAGGGGCAGAAACCCAGCAGAAGAUGUGGAGCACCUUGAAGAAGAAGAAAGUGAUGCCUGAAGACCCUGAGAGACUUGCCUAAGUCAUAGAGCUGGAAUAUGGAAAGUUUCUCUCACUCCAGGGAUCACAGUGUACAAAAGAAAUUUGUAUACCUUAUGAAGUUUU
Ictidomys tridecemlineatus (thirteen-lined ground squirrel) is the source of this 948-nucleotide messenger RNA. NCBI's taxonomy places the organism in Eukaryota, Metazoa, Chordata, Mammalia, Rodentia, Sciuridae. The record is from RefSeq and is a predicted model, not a curated record.